This is a messenger RNA of Chara braunii, 1659 nucleotides long. NCBI's taxonomy places the organism in Eukaryota, Viridiplantae, Streptophyta, Charophyceae, Charales, Characeae. The record is from the annotation of a GenBank genome assembly.
CACAUCUCUCUCUUUUUUUCUCUCUCUCUCUCUCUCUCUCUCUCUCUCUCUCUGUCACGUGGACGCCGUGAAGCAUCUCAGGAGUAAGAAGGAGCCAAAGAUGGAACCAGACAGGAUAUACUCAAGACAACAAGCGAGAAGGACAGCAUGGACAAAUGAAGAGGUGAGAAUCUGGAGCAAACAGUUUGACGGGUUGGUUCUAUCGCCGAUCGAUAGGAACCAGGGGGACACAUCGGUGAUCUGCCCGAUACUGUAUAGACAUGGGUUCGCAGGUACAGUGGACACAGAGGAGGAGAUACUCAAACGGAGCAAGGAGGAUUUUCUGAAGAGCGGUCUGAUGAGCAUUGGAAAAUGGCGACCAGAUGGACGCUUAGGGACAGCAUACACCAUUCCGAAACAUAAGGAUCUCACUCGCUGGAGGUCGAUAGCACCGGCCGCGGCAGAUCCAGCCGCACUGGCUCAGCGAAGAGUCGCCCGGGCCUUGCAUCAGCUCCUGAAGAGAUUGCCGGCUAACAACACUUUCUACCUCGAUUCUAUCUCGGAGUUGGCCGAAAAGCUGGAGGGGACGACGCAACGUCUCAGAUCAGCAGGAUGCGACUCAGCAGUGGGACGAUGCUAUGACAUAAAAGAAAUGUUUUCUCGGAUACCGCACGGAGCGGUGUUACAGGCAGUGCACCAGCUGCUGAGGAUCUACGAGGAUCAAGGCUGCAAACAGAUCAGAGUGUCAACUAGGGGGAAGCUAUGCAUUAUCAGCGAGAACAAGAGGAAGAUGGAUGGGUAUGUAAGUUUGACACUGAAGCAGAUCAUGGAAGGAGUGAAGUUUGACCUGCGGAAUUCGGUGGUGAGAAGCGGCACCAAGCUAAUCAGACAAGUUUUUGGUAUACCAAUGGGGAAGUCUACCAGCCCAAUCCUGGCUUCGAUCACCUGCGCCAUGGCCGAACUGAAAUUCGUUAGCGAACUCAGGGCCGACAGGAAACUAGUUGGCAGAUGGCGCAUUAUGGAUGACAUCACGAUCGUGGUGGGGAACUCGACGCAGUGGGAAAAGGAUGAGUACCCUGAGAACCUGUUCGAGGCAUUCGAAGGUAUUUACGAUACGAACCUUGAGAUCAUCCGGAAGGAUCGAUGCGGACUGACAUGGCAGUUUAUUGGGGGGCAGAUGAUGAUAUGCACAGCACCGCUACAGAUUCAUUAUGUGCCAACGACGAAGAAUACAGACUCACGGUUUGAGACUGGGAGUUUGACUUUUCAGACGAUGCAGGACUACAACAGUUACUCCUAUACCGCGAAAUGCGUGAAAAAGGCGGUACUGACAACGACGCUGAAGAGACUGUGGAGCCAGACCACGAGUCAAACGCUGGCCAUUCUCAUGGAAGUUGGGGACAAAGCUCUGAUGACUAAGAGAGAUGUCUUUGUCCGCUUUGAGAAACACAAGGAAGCAGGCCUUAAGUGGUAUUCUCAUACUGCCCUCUUGGAUCUGCAAUGCCUUAAGGUCAAGGCCAAUUCUGUGUGGUCGGUAGCUGAUGUGGCAUCCUUUUGCUGUUCCAUUCUUAGAAGAGGAAUUCUCCUCUCCUCUUUCGAUUUUGACAAGGGAGCUUGGAAUAGACUAUAGAAAGAAGGAAAGUUAAAUUUUUGAUAUUUUGAUAAAUAUUUGAUCAUAUC